AAUUACUUGACAACAGGCAGCAACUGUUGCUCACUUUGACAACUACAGUACUGGACGUCACCCUCCCUCUCUUUCACGACUAGCCACUCGUUCAUUACUGUACUUACUACUUUCCUUCAGUCGGAGCCGAAAUGUUGUUCAGUCCGACCGGUGUGUCGGAGUGUUUUCGCGAGUGGAGAGAUUUAGAGAAGGACUAUCAACAAAUUCAGGACACACAUCGGCUGUACAGAGUUAAGCUCGAGGAAGUCACCAAAUUGCAGAACAGCUGCACGUCCGCCAUCUCACGUCAUCGGAAGAAGCUGAAAGAGCUCUUGUCAUCGCUUGAACAAUGCAAAGUCAACCACCUAGAGCAAAAGCUAAGUCUGGAGCAAAUGGACUCAAUCGCCGACAUCCAGGUGGAAAUCGGCGAGCGAGCCGAUGCCUUUUCUGAGAUGGAAGCCUUUCUGCCAAAGAAAAACGGGCUAUACCUCACUCUCGUUUUAGGAAAUGUCAACGUUACACUCCUCAAUAAGCAGUCAAAAUUUGCCUACAAGGAUGAAUAUGAGAAAUUUAAGCUUAUUCUCACUGUCAUCCUCUUCCUCUUUUCCUUCACAUGUCGCUUUUUAUUCAGCUACAGAGCAUUGGACGCCCUUUUCAACUUCCUCCUGGUGUGGUACUACUGCACGCUCACCAUUCGUGAGAGUAUUCUCAUCAAUAAUGGCUCCAGCCGUUCACAGCCUCGCUGUCAUCUGCUUUCAGGAUACGAGGCUGGUGGGUGUUUCAUCACUACGUGUCGACCUUCCUUUCAGGAGUCAUGCUCACGUGGCCCGAGGGGACUCUGUACCAAAUGUUUCGGAACCAGUUCCUCUCCUACUGCUUGUACCAAAGUUUUGUCCAGUUUUUACAGUAUUACUACCAGAGCGGCUGCUUGUACAGACUCCGAGCCCUCGGAGAACGACACAACAUGGAUCUCACCGUUGAGGGUUUCCAGUCAUGGAUGUGGAGGGGACUCACCUUCCUCCUGCCAUUCUUGUUCUUUGGUCAAUUCUGGCAGCUCUACAAUGGCGUCACACUUUUCAAGAUGUUCCAGCUACCAGAGUGCAAAGAGUGGCAGGUGGCGAUGUGCGGCUGCUCUUACAUGACCCUGUUUCUUGGCAACUUCUUCACCACACUGGGGGUGGUCUACAACAAGUACAUGAUGAACCAAGACAAGCCCAAGUCCUUGUAGGACUUCAGCGUUUGUACCUCCAUUUUACUGUUACGCUUAUCUGCUCUCCUUGCGUUGUCACUCAGUGAGUGGCACUCAUCGGUAGUGGGAGAAUGUUACCCAAGUGUACUUCCUGUAGAUGUGAUUCAUCGGUAUGCGUCACAAAAGCAUGUGCACAGUUCCGUGGGGAAAACACUGGUGUCAUUUAGGAUUUGCUGAAUAAAUGCACUCCUGUACAAAUGGAAGCUUACACUUAAUUAAAUACGAUAGGGUGUUUUUAGUGCGCUGAAAUUGGAGUUGAGAAAGGGCAGCACACUGGAUUUGUGUGUGGCAUGAAUGCCUCAAACAUGAGGUCCUGGGUUAAGGAGUCAAGUCAUAGUUACAGUAAUAUAUUUAACCUGUACCUGUAGGUUGUAAAGAGCAAACAAGCAAAUGAAAAACAAUAACUAAGGAAGUAAAUACGGCGGUAAGUCGCCAUGGCAUUCUUUUCGAAACCAUAUCACGGGACCCUGCUGUAGUUUGUAAUAAAGUGCAGUGUACUAAAAUGUCCAAAAGAUGGCGGCAUUGAGACAGUUUCACAAUUUGGUCUCAUUGAAGCACAAUUGAUCCAAAUUUAAAAUUUUUGUUGUUAUCAGUCGGAGCACUACAUAAAGAUUAGCCAGCCAACCCCCCCCCCCUCCAAAAAAGUCCUUUAUUAAAAUCAAACUCGUUUUCAAUUGGAAUGCUUUCAAUUGUAGCUGUUUUUUUCUCAAGCAUUUGCCGUUUUUUUUUUUUUAACAAGUUGGGCACACAUUCAUAUGUAUAAAGUCACACCAGUGAUAUUCCUGUGCGGCUGCACACUACGUCCUCUGCUUUAUGAUUUAAACAUUUUCUUGAUGCAAAGACAUGAAAGGAGGCGAGAAAAGAAAAGGGGCGCCAUAAGAUCACAGGCAAACCACCGCUGAAAGUUUAAAAUGAAAAGCAGCUUUACACCCAAUUUGCUGCGGCGGAACUUCUGUAGAAGUGGAGGGGGGGAGGCGCUUGUGAAUGUAUGCGUGAGGGCUGGAGGGUGAGGUUGGUGGAGAGGAUUCUCUUGUGCCAGUUUGCUCCUUUCAUGUGCCUCAUUAGAAGCUGGAAGGGGAACGAGGAGCCCAAGGACAAACUGUAUGUAAGGGUUUGGGGGGGGGGGCUGCCAAAAUGGCUUCUUUAGCCUCAGGAUUGUUCACCCUAAUUUUUUUUAAACAAUCCAAUAUGUAGGUCAAUAUGCUAAGCUAUUAUUUACUCCGUGGAAAAUAAACAUUACACCACAGCUUCA
Molecule: messenger RNA, 2480 nt
Organism: Hippocampus zosterae (dwarf seahorse)
Lineage: Eukaryota; Metazoa; Chordata; Actinopteri; Syngnathiformes; Syngnathidae
Gene: tmem120aa
Product: transmembrane protein 120Aa
Exons: 12
Coding region: 132-1121 (329 amino acids)
Biological process (GO): fat cell differentiation
Cellular component (GO): membrane
Source: RefSeq, a predicted model, not a curated record